GUGUUAAACUAUAUAUAUUCUUCCACUGUAACGUGGGGUGACCUUAAAAAAUGAGAGAGAGAGAGAGAGAGAGAGGGAGCAUACGGUGGCGGCCUUCUUCGGUUUGUGGGCAUUUUAAAAUACUCAAAGAAGCCCCAAUUAGUUUCACACUUCACUGGGGAUGAAUCUUGAUACUUCUUCUUGAUGAGCGACCACCAUUAAAAAAAAAAAUGGAGAAGGUCAAAGCGUUUCUGGAAGUGACGGAGGAAGAGUCGGAGACGGUGUCGAGUGUCGCCGUUCGGCCUCACAGACUCGGACGCGAGAUGAGCUUUUACGACGACUUCGCCCUCCGCGGCAUCCGAGUCCUCGAAGCCCGCCCCGGAUUCGCCCUCUGCUCCUUCAAGGUCCCCACUCGUCUCACCAAUAGGAAAGGGGAAUUGGCGUCAGGCGCCAUAGCGAACCUGGUGGAUUUAGUGGGGAUGUCGGUGCUGCCGGUGAAGGGAUCCAUUAACGUAUCAGUCGACAUUUCCAUCUCCUACCUCUCCACUGCCAAACUUCAUGAUGAAGUGGAGAUAACAUCAAGGAUGUUGGGUCUAAGGGGAGGGUAUGCAGGGACCAUUGUGGUUCUGAUGAACAAAACAACUGGAGAGAUUAUUGCUGAAGGUCGCCAUUCUCUAUUCUGCAAACAUAAAAAACAGCCCAUCAGUAAACUUUAACUAAAAAAUAUUUCCAAUCCUCUAAUUCUGCCAUCUAUGUUGUUUUUGAAUUAACCAGUCCACAGCUCAUAAUACUUUGGAGUCCCUCAUUUUAUGUAUUUCAGAUUAAAUAAAAUUGCAGUAUUUUUGCUCUAAAA
Malania oleifera is the source of this 832-nucleotide messenger RNA. RefSeq lists its product as uncharacterized. The record is from RefSeq and is a predicted model, not a curated record. Bases 210 to 695 code for a protein of 161 amino acids. NCBI's taxonomy places the organism in Eukaryota, Viridiplantae, Streptophyta, Magnoliopsida, Santalales, Ximeniaceae. The transcript is spliced from 3 exons. Gene Ontology annotation, molecular function: fatty acyl-CoA hydrolase activity.